Messenger RNA from Sugiyamaella lignohabitans, 2007 nucleotides. RefSeq lists its product as uncharacterized. The record is from RefSeq and is a predicted model, not a curated record. Bases 1 to 2007 code for a protein of 668 amino acids. The transcript has a single exon. Lineage: Eukaryota; Fungi; Ascomycota; Dipodascomycetes; Dipodascales; Trichomonascaceae.
AUGAAAUUGCUUCGAAGUUUAUCGCCCCUGUCCGUUUUGAUACUGGUUUGUGCCCUGCCGGCCGUGUCAGCUCACGGUGAUGAGGAGGGCCAUUCGAUGGAUAUGGCUGUGGACGCGGGCAUGCAGGGUCAGGUGCACCCUGCAGGGGAUCAUGCAUCUGGCGGUAUGGCCGGUUUGGGCAGUAGUAGUAUAAGUGCUCCUGAAAUGUCCAUGACGCCUUCUCCGGUUAGUAUGAAGGGCCAUCAUCACCAUGGGAUGUUCAUUUUGGACGACCCGGAUUUGGAACCUCAGCAGAGAGCGUACUGGGAGCAGUAUAAUACUACAAACUACCUGAAUGAGGAGAUCACUAAUGGCAAGUCGGCAAAGGGUCUGCUUGUGGCUCAUAUGGCUCUUACUUUUAUUGCCUGGUUCUUUCUUUAUCCGGUCACUGUUACGAUUUCGGCCGAAAAGAACGCUUCGUCGGUGUAUCUUGUUCUGCAGACUUUACAGUCGACAGUGGCCCUUGUAGCGCUGUUUUUACUGGCUCUGUAUGCCCCAACAGCUCCUGAUCUUUAUCCAAAAAAUGCCUAUGGUAGAAUGUCGAUUAUCUUGUUUUUCAUUGUCGUGCUUCAUUGGACGUCGAUGAUGAUCAAGGCAUUGGCAAGAUGGGCUCUUAAUUCUUCUGUUAGUGGUCCUAUUGAUGGCACAGAGUAUAUGCUAGCUAAUUUGCAUCACGACGAGGAGAGUCGUCCUUCGCAUGAUAGUGGUCAUGGUUCAGGAUCUAACGGGGUUGUUACUCCUACUGCUAAUACGGCAACCACAUCUGGCAACUUUCGCCCUGAUGUGGAUGCUUCUGCUUAUGAUAUGGACGGAGAAGAGGACGAGUUAGAUUCGCUCAAUGUAGACUCUGCAUUGAAUCACUCCACGCCAGUGAUGUUUGAAGUCAGACUUCAGGAGAGAUUGUUCGCUAGACUAUUCAAGUACCCCCUCGUUAAGAGCUCGGUGUCGAGACUCGAGCAGUCGGCGGGUAUCAUUUAUACGCUCAUCAAUAAGCCUCUGUUUGUGUUUUCGUUUGUCUAUUUAUUAACUGGCGUGGCUGUAUUUUAUAGACUUGGAAUGGCCAACAAGGUGUUCCCUGUUUUAGCUCAUUUCAUUAAAGGUGGUGUAUUUUUCUUAUUUGGUAUUCUUACUUUGGGUAGAUACUGUGGUGCUUUUGCCAAUCGUGGUAUGGCUUGGAACAUCCGACCUGGCUCUGAAUCUGAUCCUGACAUGAACUUCGCCAGGAAGAGAGAAGCUCCUUCUGAUUCGUAUUUGGCUCCUUUCAAAAGGCCCUUUGUACCUAAAGAGAACAUUGUUUCUCGGUUCUUUUCAGCUCUUGUGGAAAGAAUCCCUUCUAUGGAGUUUAUUGAAUGCUUUUUGAUCUUCUUCUACGGCAUCACUAAUGUAUUUUUGGAAAGAUUGGCGAACCCUCACGGAGCCUGGGCACACAAGGAUCUCCAACAUGUGUCGAUUGCAUUUAUGUACAUUGGAGGAGGUUUGUGUGGUCUUAUUGUCGAGUCACGCUCUUUCCGGAAUCUGCUUUCUAGUGCCCGAUUAAACGUCACUGAAGAAGCCAAAGCAAGAUCUACCGUCAGUUUUAAUCCUAUUGCUGCAUUUGUUGUGUUCUGGACUGGUGUUCUCAUGUCACAGCAUGAACAAGAAACUCCUCUUGCUACUUCUAUUCAUGCUCAAUGGGGCAUUCUGUUUUGUGUCGCGGCUAUAUUCCGUCUCUUCACAUAUCUGAUGCUUUAUUGUGUUCCUCCUAGCAGUUCACAACCAUCGCGUCCCUUUACUGAGCUCGUGGUAUCCUUUUGUCUUAUCUGCGGAGGUAUGGUAUUUAUUGAAUCCAACGGCCAAACUGUAGAAGCAAUGAUGUACCUGGGUCUCGAUUCCAUGUUUUCUCUCAAUGUUAAUGUUGGAUUUGCUGUACUUAUCAUGUCAUGGGUAAUGGCUGUGUUAACAAUUAAAGGAUGGCUGGCUGGCCAUUAG